AUGACAUUUGAAGAGCCUGCUCGGGACAUUGUUCCAGACGUCAUUGACAUCCUGCGGCGCUUUUCUCACCAUGUAACUGAUGAUCCAUCUCGUGAGCCAGCAGUUUUUGGUAGCUCUACACGAGAGAAACUUCGCUCCUUCAUUUCCCAGGCAAAGCCAAUCAUCUUAGUCCUCCCGGCAUUUCCCUGGAAGAAUAGGAACCUGGACAAGGUCAUCGGCCGACACCCAGAUCUCGGCGAGGAACUCGGCCUGGCGCGCCUCAACCAUGUCUGUGAAGAAAUUCGGAAGGUUUACGUACACGGCGCAUUACUGCAUCUGAUUGCGGAUGGCCCCGUGUACAAUGAUCUCCUUGGAAUUCCGGAUGCGGAAUACUACGCAUAUGGGCUGCAACUUCGAGCUCUGGCGGACAAAAAGGGCUUCGGGAGUAUCCACUUUCUGCGGUUGCCGGAUUUGCUCCAAGAUGGAAACAGCGAUGAACUCUCCACCGACGACUACCUUUCCUCUGUUCCCUCGUGGCGCGCCCGCUUGGAAGCAGAUUUCCUUGAUGUUAACUUUGACGUUGACCAGGAAGUAUUGAAGAACGAAGACACACGCCUUACGUACCAGGGAUAUGUCCGGUUGGCAGAGGAAGAUCUGAAAUGGGGCGUCCAGUUUGGUGGGAAGAAUGUGGAGCACACGGACGCAUACACUGCGGCUGCUCAAGACGUAGCCAAGGAUAUGAUCCGACGAUUAAUCAUGGAAGAGUUCUCACAGGUUUCUCUAAAGACUUUCGAGAGGUGUACGACUUGGUAG
Messenger RNA from Lasiodiplodia theobromae, 792 nucleotides. RefSeq names its product Pyoverdine dityrosine biosynthesis. The transcript has 3 exons. NCBI's taxonomy places the organism in Eukaryota, Fungi, Ascomycota, Dothideomycetes, Botryosphaeriales, Botryosphaeriaceae. Bases 1 to 792 code for a protein of 263 amino acids. The record is from RefSeq and is a predicted model, not a curated record.